AAAGAACCACGGCAAAUACGAGUACAGUGUACAGCACACCAAAAAAGAUCCGACCAUGACAACAAUGACAAUGGAGCGCUCAUCGUUGUCGUCUUCCGAUCGGCUGUACUCGUUGCGAGACUUGCUGACUGGCGUAGUGGCUGGCUUUUCGUUCCUGUUUAUUGUGGCGUAUGUUGAUGAGACGUUUCUUCGACCAGCCCAUGCAGACCUUCAGGACGUAGUCGUCGGCCAUCGAUGGCUCCAGCAACAACAAGCCGAAGAAGCAUUGGAUUUUCGAGUCAUUGCCACUCGUACGGGCACUGAUAAAGUGUGGGGCGUCAAUGCAUGGGACAAGUGCAAGCAUGCCCCCGAAACCUGUGGCAACAAACCCCAAGUGGAAAAUCCAAAAUGUCGCGUGUUACAGGGACACUUUUAUCACACCAUUUACAAUAAAUGGCUCGCCGAGUAUUCCAGUAAAGAUGCCGAGCCCUUUCAGUUUCUAGAAAUUGGGUUCUUUAAUGGCCGCGGCUUUGAUGCGUACCGCGAGUUUCUUCCCAAUGCCGAAACACAUUCCAUUGAAAUUGCCUGUCUUCCCGUCGGUCCGCAAAACGAAGGAAAAUGGCCCUUUGGGAACUUUGCCGCCGCCAAUCCUCGCUAUCAGGAAUACUUAGAUACCAAUCAAUUGCAUUGUGGCGAUGGAUCCAAAUUCGAUUAUUUGCAAGAAGUGUGGACGACUCAAAUGCGUCGACCCGAUGCACCACCCCUCAAAGUGGUCGUCGAAGAUGCCUCGCAUUUGGCCAAACACAUGGCUCAAUCCCUCUUUUUUUGGUUUCCCCGGAUUGCACCCGGAGGGAUUUUGGUGGUGGAAGAUGUUCAACCCAUUAAUGAAGCCAAUCUGUUUCGGACCAAUACGCUACCCCAAGUGCUCAAGGAUUUGCAUUAUUGCGGUGGACCAGCCGACAAGCAUAUGAAAGACAAGGCGUGUUUUCCCACUAUUUGGCCCCUGCUUCAUUCCGUGCAUUGCGAAAUGCACAUUUGUGUCUUGGAACGAAAUCAACAUCCCGCCAUGGAAUACUCCAAGGAGGAAUCCGUCAAUCCACCCCAUGCACUCCAAGCCGGAAAGUGUCUAUUUCAUUCUUCCGAUUAGCUAGUAGUUAGGAUAGUAGCUAGAAGCAAGGGUGGGUACUGGUAAGCAUGUACUCGUAAUAAUUACCAUAGCAUACAUGCAUCUUUGUUUCCUGG
Molecule: messenger RNA, 1221 nt
Organism: Seminavis robusta
Lineage: Eukaryota; Bacillariophyta; Bacillariophyceae; Naviculales; Naviculaceae
Source: the annotation of a GenBank genome assembly